AUGGGAGAAACAAGUCUCACAAGAAGCUCCAAGGCGCUGUACUUCUCCCUGCUUAGCCUCCUCUUCUUUCUCCUCCUCCAAUCUGCCUCAGGACGGGAGCUGAAGUUUGUGAUUCUAAUUAGUCGACAUGGCGACCGAAGUCCUAUGGGAAACUAUCCCACCAGCCUAAACACUGAAAGCACCUGGCCACAAGGAUUCGGACAACUCACUAAGAUUGGAAUGCGGCAGCAGUAUGAGCUUGGACAGUACAUCAAGAAGAGAUACUCAAAUUUCCUGAGUGCUGCAUACAAACGAGAGGAGAUUUUCAUCCAGAGCACAGAAACCGAUCGAACCAUUAUGAGUGCCCAAGCAAAUCUUGCUGGCAUGUACCCCCCGGCUGGUGAUCAAAUCUGGAAUCCUGAACUCCUUUGGCAGCCUAUCCCAGUACAUGUCGUACAAAAGGCAUCCAAUCCGAGAUUACAUUUUCCGAUUUUGGACUGUCCACGCUUUAGGGAACUUUUGACUGAAACACUUACAACAAGUGAAUACAAGGCUAAAAUGCAACCAUACCAGGUCUCCUUGUGAAAGCUAUUCUAGAAAAUCUCUCAAAGGCAGCUAAAUUUCAAGAAAAAAGGAAAAUGCUAAUCUAUUCUGCACAUGACACUACACUUGGUGCCCUGCAGAUGGCGCUCAAUGUUUACAAUGAAAAACUUUUUCCGUAUGCAUCCUGCCAGAUUUUUGAAUUGUAUCAAGAAAAUGGGCAACACACCAUUGAAAUGUAUUUUCGGAAUGACACUUCGAAAGACCCAUAUCCCCUCACCCUGCCAGGCUGCUCAUCUGCGUGUCCACUAUCAAAGUUUGAGGAACUGGUUUCUCCCAUCCUAGUGGAAGACUUGGCCAAAGAAUGUGAGAUGUCCGGAAAACAGAAAGGAAAAUAUUCUCAAACUGGCAUGACCCCAGAACCCAGCAGAAACCCAGACAUGGAUACAGAGAAUGAGGGACCAGUAGUGUUAAUGGAAAAGCGCAAAUCUGCUGAGAUCCCUGAAACUGAGAAACCUGAGUCAGAGGCACCUGGUCCCACAUCGGCGGCUGCAGUCCCUGGCCCUACCUCCAACAAGGGUUUUGCAUUCUCACAACCCACAAAGCUGUUGCG
Molecule: messenger RNA, 1132 nt
Organism: Elgaria multicarinata webbii
Lineage: Eukaryota; Metazoa; Chordata; Lepidosauria; Squamata; Anguidae
Product: prostatic acid phosphatase-like
Exons: 9
Coding region: 1-564 (187 amino acids)
Biological process (GO): dephosphorylation; lysosome organization
Cellular component (GO): plasma membrane; lysosome
Molecular function (GO): acid phosphatase activity
Source: RefSeq, a predicted model, not a curated record